GAGAGAGAGAGAGAGAGAGAGAGAGGGGAGAGCGAGUGGCUGUGUGUCCCAGCCACAUCGCACUCUUCAAACAACCACAGUCUCGCCACGUUCAACUCAAUGAAGAUCUAACGAGCACAACAUAGACAGACCCAAACCAGAGAAUAUAUAUCACAUACACGCUCCACGUGCGUGUUUUUCUUUUUGCCCUAUCGCGCCGAAGAUCGUUAAUGCGCUGGUGACGGACAACUCGAGGAAAGAAACCAAAUAAGAGCGAACAAAACGGGGGAAGAGAAGAAGGAGAACCUGAGGACGGAUUUCUUUCCUCCACGUUAUUUUUAUUUCCCCAGGACUAGACUGUCAUUACUGGAUGUAAAAAAAAAACAAAAAAACUCUCGACUUCUCUUUGUACAGAAAAAAAGGAGAGACUGAGUUUCAAACUGACCGCACAAUGGUGAUAAGGCUGUGAAUACCCUGCAUCUGAGAAAUCAGACCAGACUGACUCACAGGGCUCUGUGAGCCAGCGCCACCGAGGCUGCCAAAGCAUGCUGGUGCCAAGCUGUCCCACCAUGCACAGAGCCAGACCCACGCUGCUGCUGCCGCUGCUGCUUGUCCUGGGUCUGUUCCUCCACCUCGCCGACGCUCAAACACCACCAAAGUUUUUAAGAACCCCCAAUGACCAAACAGGCGUGCAAGGAGGCGUGGCAUCCUUCAUCUGCCAAGCUACAGGAGAUCCACGGCCGAAGAUUGUGUGGAACAAGAAGGGGAAGAAAGUCAGCAACCAGAGAUUUGAGGUGAUAGAGUUCGACGACGGCUCUGGUUCAGUGCUAAGAAUUCAGCCAUUACGCACGCCCCGAGAUGAAGCCAUAUAUGAAUGCGUCGCCUCCAACAGUGUUGGAGAGACGAGCGCUACCACCAGACUCACUGUUUUACGUGAGGACCAGCUGCCCCCUGGUUUUCCCACCAUAGACAUGGGCCCACAGUUGAAAGUGGUUGAGCGAACACGCACUGCCACCAUGCUCUGUGCCGCCAGCGGCAACCCCGACCCAGACAUCUCCUGGUUUAAAGACUUCCUCCCUGUCAACACCACCACCAACAAUGGACGCAUUAAACAGCUCAGAUCAGAAUCCUUUGGAGCCCUCCAGAUAGAGCAGAGUGAAGAGUCAGACCAGGGGAAGUAUGAAUGUGUGGCGACCAACAACGAUGGAACCCGCUACUCUGCCCCAGCAAAUCUAUAUGUCAGAGUACGCCGAGUGCCUCCACGGUUCUCCAUUCCACCUACAGACAAUGAGAUCAUGCCAGGCGGCAGUGUCAAUAUUACAUGUGUGGCAGUGGGCUCUCCCAUGCCAUAUGUCAAGUGGAUGCUGGGUGCUGAAGACCUUACGCCAGAGGACGACAUGCCCAUUGGACGGAACGUCUUGGAGCUUACAGACGUCCGGCAGUCGGCCAACUACACCUGCGUGGCCAUGUCAACCCUGGGGGUGAUAGAGGCUGUGGCACAGAUAACGGUGAAAGCAUUGCCCAAGGCUCCCGGCAUUCCUGUGGUGACAGAGCGCACAGCCACCAGCAUAACAUUGACCUGGGACUCUGGCAAUCCUGAACCAGUGUCCUACUACAUCAUCCAACACAAGUCCAAGUACUCAGAGGACUCGUACAAGGAGAUCGAUGGCGUAGCCACCACUCGGUACAGCGUGGGAGGCCUCAGCCCGUACUCGGACUACGAGUUUCGCGUGGUGGCCGUGAACAACAUUGGGCGAGGGCCACACAGCGAGAGCAUCGAGGCCAAAACAGCAGAGCAGGCACCCAGCACGGCACCAAGGCAAGUCAGAGGCCACAUGCUGAGCACCACCACGGCUGUCAUCCACUGGGAUGACCCGGAGGAAGCUAACGGACAGAUCAUGGGCUACCGAGUCUACUACACCAUGGACUCCACCCAGCAUGUCAACGUCUGGGAGAAGCAAAUUGUUCGGGGGUCCAACUUUGUCACCAUCCAGGGCCUCAUUCCCAAUAAGACCUACUACAUCAAGGUUUUGGCCUACACCUCAGUAGGUGAUGGACCUCUUUCCGCAGACCUUCAAAUCAUUGCUAAGACGGGAGUUCCCUCCCAACCAACCGACUUCAAAGGAGAAGCCAAAUCAGAAACAAGCAUUUUACUUUCAUGGAUCGCCCCGGCACAGACUGGACAGGAAAAUCAAAUCACAGGAUAUGAACUUAUGUACAGGAAGAGGGAUGAUAAAGAGGAGAAACGUAUCAGCUUUGAGCCGACAACAACAUACCUGCUGAAGGACUUGAAGCCCUUCACUACUUACACUUUCCGGCUGGCUGCCCGUAGUAAACAUGGAGUUGGAGCUUACACCAAUGAGAUCUCUGCAGAAACUCCACAGACACAACCCUCGGGCCCCCCUCAGGAAGUCAAGUGCUAUAGCCCCAGCUCCACCAACAUCCUGGUAAGUUGGCGGCCACCACCAAUGGAAUUACAAAAUGGGAUCAUAACGCAAUACACCAUCCAGUAUGCUGUGACUGAAGGGGAGGAUUCUACUGCUCAUCAAAUCUCCAGCAUCCCUCCAGAAAGCUCUCAGUAUCUUUUGGAAAACCUGGAAAAAUGGACAGAGUACCGUGUGACAGUCACUGCUCACACAGAUGUCGGGGCAGGACCUGAAAGCCUGCCACAGCUCAUCCGCACAGAGGAGGAUGUUCCUAGCGGGCCACCUCGUAAAGUUGAGGUGGAGGCUGUCAACUCCUCAUCAAUUAAAGUGAUCUGGCGUUCACCGAUGCCCACCAAGCAGCACGGUCAGAUCCGAGGGUACCAGGUGCACUAUGUCAGGAUGGUUAAUGGGGAGCCCACAGGACAGCCAGUCAUCAAGGACAUCCUGAUUGAUGAUGCCCAGUGGGAAUAUGAUGAUUCAACCGAACAUGAAAUGAUCAUCACAGAACUGCAGGCUGAGACCACAUAUUCAGUUACUGUGGGAGCCUAUACGACAAAGGGCGAUGGUGCACGCAGCAAGCCCAAACUGAUCACCACCACUGGCGCAGUUCCUGAUAAACCUCGGCUAAUGGUCAGUACAACCAACAUGGGCACAGCUCUCCUCCAGUGGCAUCCCCCAGCAUUAACCCAUGGUCCCCUGCAAGGCUAUCGCCUCCGUUUUGGCCGCAAAGACGUGGACCCUCUGACUGUCAUUGAGUUCCCUGAGCGUGAGAACCACUACACUACCAAAGAGAUCCAUAAGGGAGCCUCAUACACUUUCCGCCUUUCCGCACGCAACAAGGUGGGCUUUGGUGAAGAAACAGUCAAAGAAGUCACCACAAAUGAGGAUGUCCCAAGCGGCUACCCUCAGAGCAUUACAGCAGAGGGUGCCACCACCUCCACAAUUCAGGUUAGCUGGCAACCUGUUUUGCUGGGAGAGCGAAACGGCCAAAUAGUGAAAUAUGCUCUGCAGUAUAAGGACAUCAACAGCCCACGCAGUCCCUCAGAACUCUUCAUCACCGCCCCCGAAUCAACAAUCAUCCUGGAUGGCCUUAAGGCAGAUACCACUUAUGAUAUUAAAAUGUGUGCCUUCACCAGCAAGGGCUCUGGUCCCUAUAGCCCAAGUGUUCAAUUCAGGACACAGCCUUUGGAUCAAGCAGUGUUUGCAAAAAAUUUUCACGUGAGUGCUGCCAUGAAGACAUCAGUGUUGCUGACCUGGGAAAUCCCAGACACCUACAACCCAGCUCAGCCUUUCACUAUCCUUUACGAUAAUGGGCAGAGUGUGGAGGUGGAUGGGAAGCUAACACAGAAGCUAAUCACGGGUCUUCAGCCUGAGACACAGUACUCCUUCCUCCUGACCAAUCGUGGCAACAGCGCUGGAGGUUUGCAGCAUCGUGUGUCCACCAUGACGGCCCCAGACAUUCUCCGCACCAAACCCGACCUGGUUGGCAAGACCAACUCAGACGGUAUGGUGACUGUGGAGCUACCAUCAGUUCAGACGUCUGAGAAAGUAAGGGGAUAUUACAUUGUGGUAGUGCCUCUGAAGAAGCAGCGCACUGGCAAGUUUUUCAAACCCUGGGACAAUCCCGAUGAGAUGAAUUUGGAGGAGCUGCUGAAGGAGAUAAACCAAACUAGCAGAGGCCUUCGGUUCCGGAGGCAGGCAGAGCCCAAAGCCUAUAUCGCUGCCUAUUUCAAAGACUUGCCAAAUGAGUUCACUCUUGGAGAUGGCAAGACCUACAGGGGAUUUGAAAACAAGCAACUCCAGAAUGGCCAGGAGUACAUCUUCUUUGUGCUUGCUGUUUUGGAGAUGUCUGAAAAUAUCAUGUAUGCCACAAGCCCUUACUCCGACCCAGUUGUGUCAGCCGACAUCGACCCCCAACCGAUCAUCGAUGAGGAGGAAGGCCUCAUCUGGGUGGUGGGCCCUGUGCUAGCUGUUGUCUUCAUCAUAUGCAUCGUUAUUGCCAUUCUCCUCUACAAAAGAAAAAGAGCAGAAUCUGAAGCUAGGAAAGGCAGUCUCCCCAACAGCAAGGAAAUACCACUGCAUCAUCCCACCGACCCUGUUGAGCUUCGACGCCUCAACUUCCAAACGCCUGGUUCAGGUGCGUCCAGUCACCCCAGUAACCUCCAUUCGUCAAGUAUGGCUAGCCACCCUCCAAUCCCAAUUAUGGACCUGGCAGAUCAUCAGGAGCGCCUGAAAGCCAACGACAACCUCAAGUUUUCACAGGAAUAUGAAUCCAUUGACCCUGGUCAGCAGUUCACAUGGGAGCACUCUAACCUGGAGGUCAACAAACCAAAGAACAGAUAUGCCAACGUGAUUGCAUAUGACCACUCCAGAGUCUUGCUCUCCGCUAUUGAUGGUAUCCCUGGAAGUGACUAUAUCAAUGCUAACUACAUCGAUGGCUACAGGAAACAGAAUGCGUACAUUGCAACCCAAGGAUCUCUGCCAGAGACAUUUGGUGAAUUCUGGAGGAUGAUCUGGGAGCAGAGGAGUGCAGUCAUCGUCAUGAUGACCAAGCUGGAGGAGAGGUCCAGGGUUAAAUGUGACCAAUACUGGCCUACGAGAGGGACAGAGACUUACGGCCUCAUCCAAGUGACACUGCUAGACACAGUAGAGCUGGCCACAUACUGUGUCAGAACAUUUGCACUUUUUAAAAAUGGCUCCAGUGAGAAGAGAGAGGUGAGGCAGUUCCAGUUCACGGCCUGGCCAGACCACGGGGUACCCGAGCACCCCACUCCCUUCCUGGCCUUUCUGAGACGGGUGAAAGCUUGCAAUCCUCCAGAUGCAGGGCCCAUGGUGGUACACUGCAGUGCUGGGGUGGGACGCACAGGUUGCUUCAUCGUGAUUGAUGCCAUGAUGGAACGUAUCAAGCACGAGAAGACUGUGGACAUCUACGGGCACGUAACGCUAAUGCGUGCCCAGCGCAACUACAUGGUGCAGACAGAGGACCAGUAUGUCUUCAUACAUGACGCACUCCAAGAGGCCAUCAACUGCGGCACCACCGAAGUGCCCGCCAGAAACCUAUACGCCUACAUCCAGAAACUGACGCAGAUAGAGGGUGGAGAGAAUGUCACCGGCAUGGAGCUUGAGUUCAAGCGUUUAGCUAACACUAAAGCCCAUACAUCACGAUUCAUCAGUGCCAAUCUCCCCUGCAACAAGUUCAAGAACCGCCUUGUAAACAUAAUGCCAUACGAGUCCACACGAGUGUGUCUUCAGCCCAUUCGAGGAGUUGAGGGCUCGGACUACAUCAAUGCCAGUUUCAUUGAUGGGUACAGGCAACAGAAAGCCUAUAUUGCCACACAGGGACCACUGGCAGAGACCACAGAAGACUUCUGGAGAAUGCUCUGGGAGCACAACUCUACUAUCGUUGUUAUGCUCACCAAGCUUAGAGAAAUGGGCAGGGAAAAAUGCCACCAGUACUGGCCAGCAGAGAGGUCGGCCAGAUACCAGUACUUUGUGGUGGACCCAAUGGCCGAGUAUAACAUGCCCCAGUAUAUCCUGAGAGAGUUCAAAGUGACUGAUGCCAGGGACGGACAGUCACGGACAGUAAGGCAGUUUCAGUUCACAGACUGGCCUGAACAAGGAGUGCCAAAAUCAGGAGAGGGCUUCAUCGAUUUCAUUGGCCAAGUACAUAAAACAAAAGAGCAGUUUGGCCAAGAUGGGCCUAUUUCGGUCCACUGUAGCGCGGGUGUUGGUAGAACUGGAGUUUUCAUCACACUCAGCAUAGUCUUGGAACGAAUGAGAUAUGAGGGCGUAGUAGACAUCUUUCAGACAGUGAAAAUGUUACGGACACAGAGACCAGCUAUGGUGCAGACAGAGGAUCAAUACCAGUUCUGCUACAGAGCUGGCUUGGAGUACCUGGGAAGCUUUGAUCACUAUGCAACGUAAAAGACCCAGUAUUGGAAGAAAAAAAGCAGAGAGCCCUUUGGAAAAAAAAAAACAACAACAGUGAGCCUCUCUUCUGAGCCAUAAAUUCCUGCUUGAGAAAGUACUCCUUAACUCCUUGCUAACAACUCAUUAAGUGUUGGAUGUGUGACAUGUCUUGUCAAAAAAUUAAAAAGAUGAUUCCCGGAGGACCAAGUAUUUCCCAACCCCAAUAAAACCUCGCCUUGAUACAAAGUGAGGGAAUCCUGACUGUUGAAGCAUCAUACGGAAUUACCUUUUCUUUUGCUUCAAGGAUUCAUUUUGGGGCUCAUUAAACUGAAUGAAACCAACACAACAAAAAAGUAAAUGAACAAUAAUGACAUCAUCAGAAAUGCAUCAGUGAUUAUGAACCUUUACGAGAGGCAUUGGAGGCACACAGAAUUGCAGGGGCGGCGGGGGGGACUUGAUGCACAUUGUAAAGAAAAUAAAAUCUGUUUCACAAUCAAGAACACACAGACAACCCAUCGAAAAAGAAGACAAUGCUUGGUCCACAACAGCAGGACAGACUUAAAGUAAUAAUGAAUAAAUAAUCUUUUUCCUGUCACAAUGUUCAUCUAAAUUUUGGGAGACGGUAGAGUUCAAAUGAUCUAUGAAAUAAAUAAAAAAUUAUUGAUUUAGUUUUUUAGUACUUUAUUAUACAGCUGAUGUGCUUUUUUUGAACUGUGUGAAUUUCCUUUUUUUACACAAAUUUAUUGCUUGGAAAAAGAAGUGAUAAAACGUAUUUACGUAAAUGUUAUUUUUUUUUUUUAAAGCUGUAGAACUGUUCUGACAUAUGUGCUAUUUUGCAGAGAGUAUCUUUUUUUUUUUUUUUCUUCAUUUUGGUUUUGUUUCCAUUUUCGUCCCUCAUUUUGUUGCACUUGGUGCACAGAACAGAAUUCACACUACCAAAAGGAAAGUUUGUUCAAGAGUUAUUUUUGGGCUGGAUUUUUGUUAUGGUUUUCGUCCAUGAUCACAUACAUGGUAACUUAAUUACUCCCAUGAGAUAAACUGGGGCUUUGUGGAAUCAACAGGGAUGAGCAAAGUAUGAAGUUGCUGCUACCGAUUAUCUUAGUUCUUCCAUGUUAGAAGGAUGAUAAGAGAUAACCUGAUGAAUUGGAUAAAAUAUAUGAAUAUAGAUAUAUGGUACAGACUGUCAAAUAUAUGUGAAAUAUAUAUUAAAGCAUACAUAUAACAUUCUAAAUAUAUUGAUUAAGUACAUAAUUUAUGAGUAAAAAAGUAUUUGAAAUAUGGAUGGUCUAUGAAAGCUUCCAGAUUGAGAGUUGUGUGCUAUGGGGGAAAUGAAAUAAGAUUUUUCACUGGAAUGCACAUCAGUAGGACAAAAUUGUAUUCUGAUUCAGUGCAUCUUUUCUUGUGCAAUAAAUAUGUGUAUUUUUAGAUAGGGUUUUAUAUGGAUAUGUCAUUCACUCAUGACAUUGUUGUUCCCCCCGCAAGUGAGGUGUGGGAAUGUCGGGUGCCAGUCAAAGUGUCACUGGUGCAUUUUUUUUCAAGCUCAUACAGUGUGUAAUUAGAAGCAGAGGGGUCACACAGCCGCAAUCACCGCUCCACACAAUAGGGCAAGGUACAAAGACGUCACUUUCUUGUGGUUGACUUUUUUUAAUUUUGCAUUUAGAGUGCCUUAUAUUUAUGCCUGUUUUUAUAAUGUUUCAUUUAACAUAUUAAUGUAUCCUGAGUAAUCUAGGCAUUUAGUAUAGAUGUAACUGUAUAGUUUAUUUACCAUAAGUAUUCUAUGUCACAUGAUGAGAUUAUAUAUGCAAAUAAGAACAUUUCAAAGCUCAUAUUUUUCAUUUUCAGUGGCCUUAUUGUGGCUGAGUGAAUAAAAAAAAAAAAAAAAAAAGUUAAUAUAUCACUGACCUCUACAGAAUACACAAUAGUUACGAAACAUAUAUUUAAAAUGUUCCGACAUGGAGACCGGGAUGAGAUUGCAGAAUACUCAAAACUAAACAGGAUGAAGGCCCAACAUAAUGGUAAUUCAAUUCAAACUAAAAAUGGAUUUGGUCAAAAAGAAUGCACAGGUCGUCACCGCAGUCACCGUUUCUUUUCCAUGCCUCUGAAUUCCAGACUUUAUAUGUGUCCCUACAGAGAAGAGAUACAGAGAAACAAUCUGCAACAACAUUUCAGUUCUGCUAUCCUGACAGUGUGUUCUGUUCCUUUUUUAUGUAUGACAUUACAGUUAAAUACUGGAGUUUAGUUUGGUUAUGUUUCAGUCUUUGUGUUGAGCAGCAUCUUGAACUUCUCCGUACCCUCUUUGAUGGCUUUGUGGAUGUGCAUUCCAGGUGCUUUCUUUCCCUUGUUAACUCAAGCAGCUGUGUUUUAUUUUUGUCAACUGCUUAACUGAUUACUUUUGUCUUCAUUUUGAGAUAUAAAAGUGCUAUCAUUUAACUUAAUGGUGGCUAACGUUACAUUACGUUCGUGUCUCAGAUGUUUAUUUUCUCAUCUCAGUUUUUCCCUUUUUUUUUAUUGAUUUUUCAUAUGCAGGGUGAAACAUUGCAGAAUGGCCGAAGCUGGCCUGUUAGGAAGAUUUGCACUUUCUCUAUCUUUGUACUAUGCACUGCCCUAUUGAUUCUAAACCCAAUAAUAUAUUACUUGAACCCAUCUAAAAAAAAAAAAAAAAUCUCCUUAAACGUUCACUUUGUGUGUAUGUAAAUAACACAAAAAAGGUAUCAACUCUUGAAAAAGACAAAAAAAAAAAGUUUGUGGCGAAAAAGAGCAUCCAUUCUGAUGCCAUGGUUACUCCAGCAGAUGACUUCAAAAAAAUCUGUCCCCCAACCAUCUGUUCUUGUGGCUUUGCCAUUCAAGCUUGGAGUGUCAUUAACAGAAAUAAACGUUGUGUUCUCUG
Messenger RNA from Perca flavescens (yellow perch), 9201 nucleotides. RefSeq names its product receptor-type tyrosine-protein phosphatase delta. The transcript is spliced from 35 exons. Bases 525 to 6329 code for a protein of 1934 amino acids. The record is from RefSeq and is a predicted model, not a curated record. Gene Ontology annotation, molecular function: protein tyrosine phosphatase activity; protein binding. Gene Ontology annotation, biological process: protein dephosphorylation. NCBI's taxonomy places the organism in Eukaryota, Metazoa, Chordata, Actinopteri, Perciformes, Percidae.